Dentiscutata heterogama is the source of this 963-nucleotide messenger RNA. NCBI's taxonomy places the organism in Eukaryota, Fungi, Glomeromycota, Glomeromycetes, Diversisporales, Gigasporaceae. The record is from the annotation of a GenBank genome assembly.
AUGAGUGAUAAAAAUUUAAACAGUUCUAAUCGAUUUAUAAACUACCAUCCACAUGAUUACCUACCUUAUCGAACCCCACCAAAUAAUUCUUUAUAUCUUCCUCCAUUUAAUCCACCUUUAAGAGAUAAUGAUUUGGAAUAUUAUAUACCACCCGUGCAAAAUGGUCCUUCAUUUAUAUCACAAAAUAAUAGUACCAUAAACUACCAACCGAAUCCUAUGUAUGUAUCUAAUAAAGGAAUUACAGGGAAAAUAGUUGGAGAGUCGACUAAGAAGACAAUUGAUGUGCCAAGUGAUGAAGAAACGAUUGAAGAAAUAAUUGAUGAAACGGUUGAUGAAAUGAUUGAUGAAACGGUUGAUGAAAGUGAGCUUGAGGAUUCUAAUAACAGCACUCUUUGGUCACACCCUGAUAUUAAUAAACUUCUUGGCAUAUUGGCUGUAAACUGGGAGUUAUAUAAAUCUAAUAAAACCAAAUUCUGUGCAACUGCUGCUAUUAAAUUGGGAAAAAAUAAAACCGGAACACAGGUAAAGACUAAGUUACAAAACCUUAAGACGAAAUAUUCUAAUGAAAGAAAGGAAGUUACUGGUAAAGCAACAUCUAAAUGGCCAUAUUUAGAAAAAAUGGAUCGUUUAUUUGGUAGUAGAGAAAACAUCAAUCCAGAUUAUUUAAUUUGGUCUUUAUCUUCAGAUGAAAAAGACAAGGCAAUAGGUAUGAAAGAAGAAAGGGCCAAAGAGAAAACUUCAGCCGCAUUUGCACGAAUCGAUUUUGAGCGUGAAAAAUUUAAUAAAGAGUUUAAAGAAAAAGUUACGGAAAGACAAAAUAGAAUAGACUUAGAGCGUGAAAAAUUAAAGAUGGAAAAUGAAAGACUUACUAAACAAAUGGAAAUGGAUCAUAAAUUACAAAUGGCAGAGCUUGAAUUCAAAUAUAAAUGUAAAAAGGAUAGUGAAAUUGAAGAAAAUGAUUAG